GGCCCCCUCCUCAAUUAACCGUUACUCAUUAAGGCCCCCUCCUCAAUUAACCAUUACUCAUUAAGGCCCCUCCUUCAUUAGCCCGCGCUGCACAGCGCCGCCAUGCGCCUCACUCGCUUCCAGGCCGCCCUGGCGGCCGCCAUCGCGCUCCACCUCCUCCUCGCCCUCGCGCUCUCUUUGCCCCGCCUCCUCCCUGUGGCCCCGCCCCCCGCUGUGGCCCCGCCCCCCCCCCCCCCCCCCCCCCCCCCGGGGUCACCGUUUUGCUUCGGGACUUCGAGGACUUCGCUCACGAUCUGCCCGGCACCUCGCGCUCCUUCUCGUCCCUCCGCGUCCCCGUCGUGGUGGCGGCCGACCCCGCUUUACCCCCCGGUUCCGCUCCCCGCCGGUGUCCGCACGCUCAUCCUCGGCCGCUCUCCUCUCCUCCCCCCUCCCAAACUCGAGCUCCACAUCCGCACCCGUCACGUCGCCCUCAUCCCCGACGGCGCCCGAGCGGCUCCCGGCAUCCUGGACUCCAUGGUGGCGGCCCUGGACGCCGACACCCGCGUGGUUCUGGCCCCGGUGGGUCCGACGCCGCUGCGCUGCGUGGGGCUGGACGUGGAUCUGCGCCGCUGGACGCUGCGCUACGGGGCCGAGCGGGGCUGCGGGGCGGCGGCGGGGGCGGCGGCGCUGCUGCUGCGCUCCGAGGACCUUUUCGGCCUCUCGUUCCCGACUCAGCGCCCCCUGGACCUCGCCAUCUUCGUGCAGGCGGCGCUGCGAGGCUGGCGGCUCCGCGUCCUCGGCCGCGGUUUCCCCUCGGCUCCGUCUCCCCUGGGUUCGGCCCACGAGGUGUGGAAGGCGCAGAACCUGCGGGAGCGGCGGCGCCGGAGGCUGAUGGAGGAGUUCGGCAUCAAGCUGGAGGUGCUGGAGGACGGCACGCGGCGCUGGUACGGCUGCGGCAAGGAGACGGAGCGCUGCUUCGGCACCGUGCGCGCCCGCACGCCGCAGUACCUGGUGCAGGGCCGCUGGACGCCGCCGUGCUGCCUGAAGGCGCUGAGGGAGACGGCCAAACACGUGGUGGCGGUGCUGGAGAGCUGCGGCGUGCGGUACUGGCUGGAAGGGGGGUCCCUGCUGGGAGCCGUGCGGCUGCGGGACGUCAUCCCGUGGGACUACGACGUGGAUCUCGGCAUCUACCGGGACGACGCGGCCAAGUGCCGCUGGCUGCGGGCGGCGCAGAGCGGCGCCGCCGAGGACGACGAGGGCUUCGUGUGGGAGAAGGCGGCCGAGGGCGAUUUCUACCGCGUGCAUUACAGCCGCAGCAACCGGCUGCACGUCGACCUGUGGCCCUUCUUCCCCCGCGCCGGGGUGAUGACCAAGGCCACGUGGCUCGGCCACCCGCAGGACGUGGAGUUCCCCGAGCGCUUCCUGCUGCCCACCGUGCCGCUGCCUUUCGCCGGUUUCACCGCCAUGGGGCCCAACAACCCCCGCGAGUUCCUGGAGCUCAAAUUCGGGCCCGGGGUGGUGGAGGAACCCGAAUAUCCCAACCCCGCCGUCCUCAGCCUGCGGCGAGGGCAGCCGCCCCAAUAAAGCCCUGCGGCGCCGCCGUCUGCCUGCGUCCCCUCCUGGGCUCCCCCGCGCCAAACCACCGCUGCCCCCGUGGGUCUGCAUCCGCUUUUGGGGUCCCUUGGGUCACCCAUCAGGUCCUCGUUGACCCCC
Molecule: messenger RNA, 1692 nt
Organism: Lagopus leucura (white-tailed ptarmigan)
Lineage: Eukaryota; Metazoa; Chordata; Aves; Galliformes; Phasianidae
Gene: FKRP
Product: fukutin related protein
Biological process (GO): protein O-linked glycosylation via mannose
Cellular component (GO): Golgi apparatus
Source: RefSeq, a predicted model, not a curated record